Andrographis paniculata is the source of this 2074-nucleotide messenger RNA. RefSeq names its product protein CELLULOSE SYNTHASE INTERACTIVE 1-like. The transcript is spliced from 2 exons. Gene Ontology annotation, molecular function: protein binding. NCBI's taxonomy places the organism in Eukaryota, Viridiplantae, Streptophyta, Magnoliopsida, Lamiales, Acanthaceae. The record is from RefSeq and is a predicted model, not a curated record. The coding region runs from base 252 to 1919 and encodes 555 amino acids.
UUGCCACUGGGCAUAAAAUUCGAAUAUAAUACUAUUAUAUGUGUAGAAGAAGGAGACAGGAGUGAGUGCUGUGCUGUCCUGUCCUGUCCUGGCAACAAACACGUGCGCACUGGAGGAGGAGUGAAAGGCUGAAUGCUGUCCUGUCCUGUCCUGUCCGGCCAUCCAAUUUUCCGACUGCCUCCCUCCCUUUCAAAUUUCAAAACCCAACGCUUCUUUCCAUUUCUGGCAAUAACAAUAAUCUGAAUCCAAUCAUGCUUGAGGACUGCUCGAAUUCAAUGAUCGCCGCCCGGAGGUCGGCGGAGGAAUGGCUGUCCUACGCGCAAUCCCGUGUUCCGGUGGCGCUUGAAAAGGCGAAGGAGGUCAAUGGCCAAUUCCCGGGGCGAUGGAAGAUAAUCAUUUCGAAAUUGGAGCAGAUCCCGGCUCGGCUCUCGGACUUGUCGAGCCACCCCUGUUUCAGCAAGAACACACUUUGCCGGGAACAGCUGCAGGCAGUUUUCCGGUCGUUGAACGAGGCUGCCGAGCUCGCCGGCGUCUGCAUGACGGAGAAAUAUGAAGGAAAGCUUAGGAUGCAGAGUGAUCUUGAUGCUCUUAUAGGGAAACUAGACUUAAAUUUACGCGAUUGCGGGCUGUUGAUCAAGUCUCGUGUGCUCGGCGAUGUUUCGUCCGCAGAACCGGAGGCCGGGAAUUUGAAGGAGCUGCUCGCCAGGCUUCAAAUCGGGCAUUUGGAGUCGAAGCAUAACGCGCUCGAUAGCCUCAUCGAAAUCUUGAAAGAGGAUGCGAAAAAAGUGUUGGCCGUCGCCGGGCAAAGCAAUGUCGCGGCUUUAGUACAGUUGCUCACCGCAACGUCGCCUCAAAUUAGGGAAAAAACGGUCUCCGUCGUGCUCAUGCUUGUCGAGUCGGGCGCCUUCGAGAAUUGGCUCGUCUCCGAAGGUGUUCUUCCUCCUCUUAUAAGGCUCGCCGAGUCGAGCAACGGGAUCGGUAAGGAGAACGCGAUGAUUGCGCUACAAAGGCUCUCGAUGUCAUUCGAUACGGCUCGAAUUAUAGUCGGGCACGGUGGAGUCCCGCCAAUGAUUGAAAUUUGUCGAAUUGGAGAUUCGACUUUACAAUCCGCCGCCGCUUGUGUCUUGAGGAAUCUAUCGAUUAUCCCCGAGGCGCGACAAACGCUUGCCGAUGAAGGGGUUGUUAGAGUAAUGAUCGAUCUUCUCAACUGGGAUACAUCGCCAGAGUCGAGGGAGUAUGCGACGGAGUGUUUGCAAAAUCUAACUUCCGGCGACGAGAGCGUUAAGAGAUUAUUCGUAUCCGAAGACGGGGUGACGAGCCUUCUCGCGUACUUAGACGGUCCAUCGCCACACGAAUCUUCGGUCGUCGCGUUAAAAAAUUUAAUUGGGUCGAUCUCCGGAGAGGUUUUAGUAUCCGUAGGCGUUCUCCCGAGACUAGCCCGUGUGCUCAAAUCCGGGUCUCCCGGAGCGAAGCACGCGGCUGCCGCAGCAAUUUGCGACAUUUGUAGCUCGACAUCGAUCGAGACGAAAAGAUUGGUCGGGGAAGCCGGGUGCAUUCCGCUCCUCGUUGCGAUGCUCGAGGCGAAGGCGAAUACGACGAGGGAAGUUGCGGCGCGGGCAACGGUGAGUUUAAUGGCGUGUCGACGUAAUCGUAAAGAAGUGAAGAAGGAUAGCAAGAGCGUGCCCAACUUGGUGGCGUUGCUCGACGUUUCUCCGCACAACACGGCGAAGAAAUACGCAGUCCCUUGCCUCGUGUUGCUAUUGUCGAGUAAGAGAUGCAAGCGGUUGAUGGUAUCGUACGGCGCCAUCGGGUACCUUAAGAAGCUCGUUGAAAUGGACGUCGCCGGCGCGAAGAAGCUUCUAGAACAUUUGGAAAUUGGUAAACUUAGAAGGUUAUUUAGUAAGAAAUACAACACAUGACAUGGAGGAUAACGCCCGUAAAGGUAUAUUCUGGUUGUACUUCUCAUCGUGAGAUUAUAUUUUAGAGAUGCAUAUUUGGUAAUAAUUUCAUUCUCUAAAUGAAAAUUGGGUUAUGUUUAUAAAGUUCAUUGUUGAUAAAUGUAUGUUUCAAUUAU